AUUGCCUUGGAUUGUGUUGGAAGAAUUUUGCAAUUCUGUGAUCUUUUUGGAUAGGCAAGCAACAUUCUUGCUGGGUCCGUUCUCUUUGAAUCUGCAUUUCAGGACCGCCAUUGUUGCUGCCAGAGAUCCGCCAUGGACAACGUCAAGUCAUGGGGCCUGACGUCCUUGAAGGAGAUUGACCCCGAGGUUUACAACCUGAUUGAGCUGGAAAAGGCGCGCCAAUGGAAGGGCAUCGAGCUCAUCGCGUCCGAGAAUUUCACGUCGCAGGCCGUGAUGGAGGCGCUUGGGAGCUGCCUCACAAACAAGUACUCAGAAGGUCUGCCAGGCGCGCGGUACUACGGUGGCAAUGAGAUUGUGGAUCAGGUGGAAGUCCUGUGCCAAAACAGGGCCCUUGAGGCCUACUCCCUAGACCCUGAGAAGUGGGGGGUCAACGUGCAACCCUACUCUGGCAGCCCUGCGAAUUUUGCGGCUUACACUGCAAUCCUGAACCCCCAUGACCGCAUCAUGGGGCUUGAUCUGCCUUCGGGGGGCCAUCUCACGCACGGAUACUACACCUCAGGGGGGAGGAAGAUCUCAGCCACUUCGAUCUACUUUGAGUCCCUGCCGUAUAAGGUGAACUCCCAGACGGGGUACAUCGACUUUGAGAAGCUGGAGGAGAAGGCGAUGGACUUCCGGCCGAAGCUCAUCAUUUGCGGCGGGAGUGCAUAUCCCCGGGACUGGGACUACGCAAAGUUCAGGGCGAUUGCUGACAAGUGCGGCGCGAUGCUGCUCUGUGACAUGGCGCACAUCAGCGGCCUGGUGGCUACCAAGGAAGCGGCCAGCCCCUUCGAGUACUGCGAGAUCGUCACUACCACCACGCACAAGAGCCUGCGUGGCCCCCGCAGCGGCAUGAUCUUCUUCCGGAAGGGCCCUAUGCCCCCCAAGAAGGGCCAGGCCGAGGGCGCAGUGUAUGACUUUGAAGACCGCAUCAACUUUGCGGUGUUCCCCAGCCUGCAGGGUGGCCCCCACAACCACCAGAUUGCUGCUCUGGCGGUCGCACUCAAGGCCGCGCAGACCCCCGCCUUCAAGGAGUACAUCAAGCAAGUCAAGUCGAACGCGGUUGCCCUGGCCACCGCUCUCACUGGCAAGGGCUACAGCCUCGUUACGGGGGGCACCGAGAACCACCUGGUGCUGUGGGACCUGCGCCCCCUGGGGUUGACCGGUAACAAGGUGGAGAAGGUGUGCGAGCUGGCGCACAUCACGCUGAACAAGAACGCCGUCUUUGGAGACAGCAGCGCUCUCUCCCCAGGGGGCGUCCGAAUCGGGACUCCUGCCAUGACGUCACGUGGCCUCAAGGACGCGGACUUCGCCCAGGUCGCGGAGUUCUUGGAGCGCGCCGUCAACAUCACGCUUGCGGUCCAGAAGGAACACGGCAAGCUGCUCAAGGAUUUCAACAAGGGCCUGGAAGGCAACAAGGACAUUGAGACCCUGCGCGCAGACGUCGAGAAGUUUGCAUCCUCGUUCGAUAUGCCAGGGUUCGACGCCUCUGCCCUGAAGAAGUAAAUUAGGUCAAGGUGACGAAGGGUGGAGUGGAACCCUCAUUGAGGGGUUUUCAGAAAGUUUCCGGACAUGUCGAGUUGCUCGAAUAGUGGAUUGGUGCCAAGGUGCGUCUCUUAUGUUAGAGGGAAACAUUGCAGGCAUUCAGUGUACCUAUUAGUGAUUGACUGGUAACCCGCAUCAUGGGCUGUGAUUGAAGUUAGUGAAGCCUUAAAAAGGUUAUAAGCGAACAAUACGGUUCCAAAGUACUUUACAUGCUUGUCGAACCUUUCGUUGGCGUCGAUCAGGUCCUUCCGGAUCAUGAGAAUGCUCCUUAGGUCAGCGCCCAAAAUGACGAUAUUUUUCCAAAUAACCGUCGAACAUGACAGUUUCUUGCGGACUCAUACAGAUUUGAGAACAGAGAUCUGAGACUUGUAUUUAUAAGACCCUUGAAACUUGUGCGCGUCUAUUCAAACCACUAUCGAUGAUUUGCUGGCACGUAAUGAUAUUCAAAGAUGGAG
Klebsormidium nitens is the source of this 2036-nucleotide messenger RNA. Lineage: Eukaryota; Viridiplantae; Streptophyta; Klebsormidiophyceae; Klebsormidiales; Klebsormidiaceae. The record is from the annotation of a GenBank genome assembly.